AUGUCGAACAAACGCCACUCAAUCCUGCCGGCGAUUGACAGGUCUGGCCCCAAGCCUCCGGUCAACUUCUCGUCCUCCCUCGUUAUUUCCGACAAUGCCAUUCUUCAAGGCACACACUCCAUCACUAUGCAGUCCGAAACUGUGAUUCAUCCUCGCUGCCGCUUCGAGUCCAAUGACGGUAGUGUUCUUAUCGGAAGACGCUGUAUCAUUCACGAGCGGGUUCACAUCGGGGCCCGACCCGAGAAUCCAGAAACCGCUGGAGCCGGAGGCGUCGCUGUUGGCGACUAUGUCCAGAUAGAGGUCGGGUCUAUUAUAGAGUCAGGCGGUACAGAAAUUGGCGAGGGCAGCUUGGUUCAGGUCGGAAGCAAAAUUGGCAGUGGCACAAAAAUUGGAUCGAACUGCACGAUAUCCCCCAUGUCCAUUAUUCCUCCCGGCACCACAUUACCCGACUAUACUGUGGUUUACUCCAACGGCACGCAACGAACAGACCGCCGCGAUGCAUCCGACUUGAGAAAACACGGCAUGUUGAAACAAAUAGCUGUUCUACGACACAUGAUACCGAGUAACCCAGACAAAUUCAAGUGA
Messenger RNA from Cordyceps militaris CM01, 585 nucleotides. RefSeq names its product Trimeric LpxA-like protein. The transcript has 2 exons. Gene Ontology annotation, molecular function: dynein complex binding. The record is from RefSeq and is a predicted model, not a curated record. NCBI's taxonomy places the organism in Eukaryota, Fungi, Ascomycota, Sordariomycetes, Hypocreales, Cordycipitaceae. Gene Ontology annotation, biological process: mitotic spindle organization. Gene Ontology annotation, cellular component: dynactin complex. The coding region runs from base 1 to 585 and encodes 194 amino acids.